Messenger RNA from Beta vulgaris subsp. vulgaris (sugar beet), 2407 nucleotides. Its product is annotated as U-box domain-containing protein 11. Lineage: Eukaryota; Viridiplantae; Streptophyta; Magnoliopsida; Caryophyllales; Amaranthaceae. The transcript is spliced from 4 exons. Bases 194 to 2173 code for a protein of 659 amino acids. Gene Ontology annotation, cellular component: nucleus; cytoplasm. Gene Ontology annotation, biological process: protein ubiquitination. The record is from RefSeq and is a predicted model, not a curated record. Gene Ontology annotation, molecular function: ubiquitin-protein transferase activity; protein binding.
UUAACAGAUUACACCCCCGAGAAUCUCGGCCUUGUUUCUGAUAACAUCACAAUCCCAUCAUAAUUCAUCUCCAUCUCUACUCUUCUCUUCCCCCCCACUAAACCCACGACCCCACCAUGUGCUCCUUCUUCUUCUUCUCUUCUCCUCCAAUUCUCUCUCCUCAUCACCUCUCUCCUUUUCUUCCUUCUUGUUAAUGGCGGAAACUACGUCGUCUUCCACCCACCAGGUGGACCCACCUCCCAUGGACGCUGACCUCGCUCAGAAUCUCCACCUCGUAAUCUCCGAUGUUGUCAGAAUCUCUUCUAAUGGAAAAUUCUCUGAUUUGUUUAAGAAGGACUGUACUGAUCUAGGUCGUCGGGUCUCUCUUUUAUCCCAUUUAGUUGAUGAGAUCCGUGAUUCUUCCUUGUCGCAGACUUUGCCUUGUUCUUCUUCUUCUUCUACAUCUUCCUCUUCAACUUGUUCUUCUUCGUGUUUCUUCGAUUUGUUUGUUGCUCUUCAGGAUUCUAAGAGGCUUCUUUUAGCUGCCUCCAGCAUCGAUCCUAAUGAAGAUGGUGCUACCAAGAGAGUUGCUUUUCAGUUUCAGUGUGUGACGUGGAAGCUGGAAAAGGCUUUAGGGAACAUUCCAUAUGAUCAGUUUGGUGUCUCAGAGGAGGUUCAGGAGCAGGUUGAAUUGGUAAGAACGCAGCUGAAAAGAGCAACGGAAAGAUACGGCCCUCUCACUUCUAGCAAAAUAAGUCGUGUUUUAUCUCAGCCUCUACUUAAUGAACUGGAGUUGCUGCAAUCAGGCAACAAAGGUUUCGGAUGUUUGCAUUUAGGUAAUAUAGGUAAUAUUGAUCAUGAAGUGAAGCGGAAGGUCAAGAAUGGCCCACAGGGUAAUACCUCAACAAGUGAUUCCCAUGAUAUUUCACAGAGAUUGGAUGUUUCUACAAUGCCAGCAGCAAUUUGUGCAUCUAAUGGUGCUGAAACGGUAGAUGAUUCUACUGGUACCGAUGAAAGCCAAGAAGAAAGCAGGAAACCUGAUUCUGUGCCGAUUCCUGAAGAUUUCCUGUGCUCGAUUUCUCUUGAGAUUAUGAGAGAUCCUGUUAUUGUGGCUACGGGGCAGACUUAUGAGCGAUCUUACAUACAAAGAUGGAUUGAUUCCGGCAAUAUGACGUGUCCGAAAACUCAGCAAAAGCUCCAGCACUUCACUCUGACACCAAAUUAUGUCUUAAGAAGCUUGAUAUACCAAUGGUGUGCUAAGCACAACAUUGAGCAGCCAACUGCCUUAAUGACUGGUAAAAUAAAGAAGAGUGAUGGAUCAUUCCGUGAUGUAAGUGGAGAUAUUGCAGCAAUUCAGGCCCUUGUGCGUAAGCUGUCUAGCAGGUCAGUGGAGGAUCGUAGAACCGCAGUGACAGAAAUCCGAUCCCUUUCCAAAAGAAGUACAGACAACAGGAUACUGAUAGCUGAAGCGGGAGCUAUCCCUGUGCUGGUAAACCUAUUAACAUGUGAUGAUGUAGUAACCCAAGAGAAUGCAGUUACAUCCAUUCUCAACCUCUCUAUUUAUGAAAAUAACAAGGAACUAAUAAUGCUUGCGGGGGCAAUCCCGUCCAUCGUUCAAGUCCUUCGUAACGGGACCAUGGAAGCGAGGGAAAAUGCAGCGGCUACCCUUUUUAGCUUGUCGCUUGCAGAUGAAAACAAAAUAAUAAUUGGUGCUUCCGGAGCAAUACCAGCAUUGGUAGAACUGCUCCAAAGUGGAAGCCCUAGAGGAAAGAAAGAUGCUGCUACAGCACUUUUUAAUUUGUGCAUAUAUCAGGGUAAUAAAGGCAGGGCUGUCAGAGCUGGGAUUAUUGCAGCAUUGAUGAAGAUGCUAACAGAGUCCAACGGUACCAUGGUCGAUGAGGCUUUGACAAUUCUUUCUGUCCUCGCUGGUCAUCAGGAGGCAAAGAUUGCCAUCGUUCAGGCAUGCACUAUACCUGUUUUGAUUGAUCUUUUGAGAACCGGUCUCCCGAGGAACAAGGAGAAUGCUGCAGCUAUUCUGCUUGCUUUGUGUAAGAGAGAUUCGGAGAAUCUUGCCUGUUUAAGUAGGCUAGGUGCUGCGAUUCCUUUAACAGAGAUUACUAAGAGUGGUACGGAGAGAGCGAAGAGGAAAGCCACUUCAUUAUUGGAGUUGCUCAGAAAGCUGCAACAGCAUUAAGGUUGUGCUGUUUCUUUUUUCACCCUCUUUUUGUUACUUUUAUUUAUUGGUUGUCCAUUACAUGAGAAUGAAAACCCAUUAUCGUUACUAAUGUAUUUGUAUUUACUUUUUUUUUUUUUUACUUGGUGAAAGUGUGAAGGAAAUUCAAUUCAUCUGUUAUUUUGUAAUCAAUUCUUAUACGAAGCUAUUGCUUUCAUCUCUUAAUCAAUAUAUUGUAGAUGCAUAUUUUUAUUA